AUGACCUCAAUAAAACACCUAGUACUGCUGUUACUCGCAGUAUGGUCAGUAAAUUCCGUCAAACGAGAUGUUGAAGAUGUAGAUUUGGAUCUUCUGGGAGGAAGUGCAAAGUCUGGCAUUCGUUUCCGAGUGAAUCCAUCUGGCUUCAAAUACGCAAAUGAGCUAUUGGCUCCUUUAUUGAGUCAACAGAUCAGAAACAUCAGGAUCCCAAAGGUUGAGCAAUGCAUUGAGGAGGUGAGGUUAUGGUUAAUAUCUUUUUGUUACCUAUUUGUUAUAUGUUGAAGAUUUAUAAGGCAUAAAACCCUUUCAUUGAGUAAAAAACUGUGUUCAUAUAGAUGGUAAAAUAGCUUGUGAAAUGAGUAGUUAUUCUAGUGUUUUAAGUGAUUUGAAGCUAAACAUAUUGUAGUUGUUUUUGAAGUUUAAAAUAAGGUGGUCUAUAUUGUUGAUUUUUAGGUGGAUGGAUGUAUAAAGGUUGAGAAGAUUUUGGUAUCACGUUAUGAAUGUCCAGAUGUGAUCAACUUGAGGCCACAAAGCCCAAAUGAAGUGAUUCUGGAGAUAAAGAACUUAAAUUUGGGGUAAGUAUUAUAUAUAAUGGUUAUUUCUCUUUAGUUUUUGUAGUAUUUAAUACCGUUUUGUAAAUAUAUAAAUGACACUGAGUUAAAUCUUAACAUUUUGAUCUAUAUUUGUGUAUUUCAGACUUACAGGCGACUUGGCAGGCUCUGUGAACACCAGUGGAACCCCCAUCCCAGUUGUUGGUCAAGCUAACUGUAAUGCUCAUGGGGUACGUAUGAAAGAGGGUUAGGUUUUAUACUAAAACGUUUAUGAAUGGUACGAAGAUGGUUAUUUGAAUAUAGUAAAAGAACGAAUGUAAAAAUUGUAAAAUAGGGUUAGAUUUUACAAAAUGUUCUAUCAGAACAUAACUCUAUGUUUAGAUCGCCAUUCUUGUUGGCCUAACCUUGACCAGGAGUAACAAGAAAGAGCACAUGUUGAAGAUCACUCAAUGUCACGCUUCAGUCGAGUCUGUAGAUGUCUUCGUAGAGAACGGUGGUCUUCUAGGUGACACAGCCAACAAAGAAGAAUUCAAAUCUAAGAUUUCAUCUCAACUAAAGACCUUGGCUCCGAAGAAGUUGUGUGAUUUGUUGCCACAACUGAUUGACAAAGACAUUAACAAGAACCUAAGACAACUGCCUAGCUCUGUCAGCAUUUCCGAGAUUAUCAAGAUGUUCAAGGAUAUUGUCUUACCUUUGUUGAGAUCCAAAUUGGAAUGCCCUGAAUCUUGCGCCGCUGGAAAGACGAAGAGAGACGCGGAGGAGGAAAAGAAGUGCGAGGAAUGUGGGAAGAUCAGCGAGACAGUCGAGAUGGCCAAGAGCAUUGGCAAGUCAUUGGACUUGGUAAGGGCUUUGGAGGGUUGAAUAUAGAUAUAAAGAACAGCAUUGAUGAUAUUUUGCUAGGGAAUGGUUUUUUGGUACCUAAAAACUGUAAAAAUUGAUAAAGAGAUCAUCAGAAACCUUACUUUUUCAGAAAAAGCUCAACGAUAUCAACUUUGAUUACUCAAUCGUCUACACCCGGGCCUCAUCUCAAGAUCUGAACAUCAAUCUGAAGGGUGAAUUUUCUCCUCCAGAUAGAGUGACACCCUUCAGACCAUUUGCCACCAAAUUUCCGGCUGCUUUGGCUCCAGUGAAAAGAAGAAUGGCCGAGACCAUCUUGACUGACUUCACCUUGAACUCGUUGUUCUAUUGGCUUCAUACUGUCAAGUUCUUGAACAUCACACUUGACAGCUCUACUCCAACUGUCGGAGAGAUACUGAAGACGACUUGUGGAGAAGAUGAUGACAACAGCGAGUUUCCUAGUGUUGAGGUGGGGUUUGAUGUUGUUGUAAAGGGUUUUGAUGGUUUCUAAAGUGUUUUUAAAUGGGUUUGGAUAUUUUUUUGAGUUUCCUAUAUUGUUUAAGGGGUUAUGGUAUUAUUUUAGGUGUUUUUUGAUAUUGUUUUGGUUUUUUAGUAGCUUCAAGGGUUUAAACACGUAAUUUUGCUUAAAACCAUUUGAAUUUUGAUCAAAAAUUGUGCUUUUAUAUAUUUUUCGAUUUAGAAAAUGUUAAAGUUUCUAAAAUAUGGACAUUUAUAUUGCACAAAGCUAAAACCUUGACCUAAACAUUGUUUUAGGUUGAUGAAGAAGUGCCAGUGAUCUUCAGAGUCCGCCGAUCUCUAGACACUCUCGAACGCUUCACAAGAGACGCUGAUGAAAAAGAAAGCAAGAGUGGAGGUGGUCUGGCUGACUUGGGCAUCUGUGUAGGAGAUAUUCUGCCAGCUAUCAGAGAGAAGCAUCCAAAUGAGAAUCUGACGAUUACCGUGCAUUCUACUAAAGCUCCAGCUGUUAUAUUCAGCGAAAAAGAUGGUGGAGCUGCGAUUGGGAGGUUGAAUGCUGAAGCUACGGUGUUUAUUUCUACUGGCGAAAAGGUUGGCACUAUUGCUAUUGAUUUUGAGGUUGAGGUCAAUGUUGUCACUAAUGGUAAGGACGAUAUUAUUGAUGUUUUUGGGCUAAUUUAGUGUUGAAGCUGAAGAUUUUUAAGGUUUUGUUAAAUUAAGACGUGGUCCAUGAGGUUUUAAUAGACAAUAUGCAAGCUGUUUUAAAUUAUUUUAUAUGUUUUUAAAAGUUUUAGUGUUUUUUAUUGUAAAAACUGACGAAAUCUUAUGUUUCAUGAUAUUACACUUGGUAUGAAGUAUGAUUUUUGAUUUAAUGUUUGUGUUUUUAGAUGGUAAUUUGACUGGAGGCGCGAAUGUAACACGAUUAUUGCUCAAGGACGUUGAUCAAACGUUGGGCUUGCCUCAAGAUGCGUUAGACUCACUGUCGCAGCUGGCUAUUGACUUCAGUAACAAGGUGGGUAUUGUAAUGUCAAAUGUUUAAAAAAUUCAAUUUUUUAUUAAAAUUUUGGUUUUGAAAAAAAGGAAGUUUGGGUUCUUAUUUAAGGUAGGGUAGGGCAAAAAAAUAUUUUUGAUAGGGGUAGAUUUUGAAAAUUUUUACUUUUAGAAAUUUUAUUUUUAAAAAUAAUUCAUGUUUUGAAAAUUGAGCUAAUAAAGUCAAAUUUUUAAGGGUAUGAACGAUGCUCUGUCUAAAGGAGUCAGUGUUCACUUGCCAGCCGCAGUAACCGGCCUACCAGUAUCAUUGUUGAAACCCGACAUUACCUUCAUCGAUCACGGUCUUCACAUCUCUGGCGAUGUCGAGAUUGACGCCAAAACUUUGGGCGAAAUUGUUGGCAAAAAAGGAAUCAAAGCUGACAAAUGUGGAGUAACAAGCAACUAG
Molecule: messenger RNA, 3300 nt
Organism: Bursaphelenchus okinawaensis
Lineage: Eukaryota; Metazoa; Nematoda; Chromadorea; Rhabditida; Aphelenchoididae
Source: the annotation of a GenBank genome assembly